GUAAUUACAAAUAAUUUUGUAAAAAUUGCACAAGAUUAUGUAAUUUUUUUUUUUUUUUUCAAGCAAAUUUAUUGUCAUACUGACUAACGUAUGAAAUCUCAUUUAAAUUAUAAAUUGAUCUAAAGAAGUUAAUAAUUAUUGACACCAAAUAAAAAAUUUAAUUAAAGUUUCAAGUUGUAGAGCGAAUUCGCCUCAGCGGAAGCUGUGAAUAUCGACCUGACCUGACCUAAUCAAUCAAGUAUUUUCCUUCACACAUAUUCAAUUUAAACAUGCUUUUCUAUUAGAGAAAAUAACUGAUUUCAAAUUAAUAUCGGCUAAAGUGCACGAUUACUAUAGGGUAUUUUUAUUUACGUUCACCUUUUCAUAUUCAUUGAUGUCUGUCUGUUUGAUAAAUUUUUUCCCAGUGUUUUCGUGAACUGCAAGAUACUGUCAUUAUUUUAUUCUCAGUAUUUUUAUCAAAAGUUAUAAAAAUUUGUCAAGUGCUCGUGCAUAAAUGUGUACACCACCACUGAUGUGGUCGUGAUAUUACAUGCACAUUUGAAAAUAAUAAACAUCAAACGACAUAACCUUUCUAACAACAGCAGGUUUUUUACUUAGAAACGAUGAGUAAAGACAGUAGCAAACCAGAUAAAAAAGUAUACACAGAUACUGACCGUUUGAAGUUGGCAGAGAAGCUAGACAAGGAACUUGAUGAAUUUAUAAGCAAUCUUGACAGAAAAACAUACACAGAAGGAUGGCCAGAGGAUCGUUGGCAGGAAGAAAUGGAAAAGCAUCCAUUUUUUAUGACCAAAACGCCAGAAAACCCUUCAGAAAUUUCUCCUCUCGUGGAAGGACUACAACAAUUGAAAUUCAGCGAGGAUUGCAAUACUCCGGACGAGUUGGCCCAAAAUUACAAGGAAGACGGUAACUUUAACUACAAGCACAAAAAAUACAGGCUUGCUGUUUUGAGUUACUCACAAGGAAUCGCUUGCAAAAGUGAAAAUACUGAUUUGGUGGCUCAGCUGUACAACAACAGGUCAUUGGCACAAUUUCAAUUACAAAAUUAUAGAUCAAGUUUGAUUGAUUGUAAGCAUGCCCUGAAAUUGAAACCGCACUACUUGAAGCCAUUAUUGACAGCGGCUAAAUGUAGCUUUCACGUUAAGGACUAUGAUCAAUGCCUCGAUUACUGUGAUGAAAUAUCAAGUAUACCAGAUUUAGGAGAAGAAGUUGAACAAGAUAACAAUAAACUGAGAUUGGAUGCUGUACAGAAAAAGAGAUUGAUGCUGAGGGAUGCAAGAUUACAGGAUCUUAAAGCAAAUAAGAUUGAAAAGCACAAGGAAAUGAUAAUGGAGGCGAUAAAAUUAAGCAAUAUCAAGGUAGGAAAUGUCGACGAAUUCUUCAACGACAGCCAAUAUCACGUAUAUUUGAACAAUGAAGGUGCCCUGGUGUGGCCAGUGAUCUUUCUCUAUCCUGAAUUCAAUCAAACGGACUUUGUGGAAAAUUUCAAUGAAGGUACGUUAAUUAUCGAGCAGUUGGAGGAAAUUUUCGAAGAAACACCUUCAUGGGACUGUGAAAGCCGUUAUGAAGCUGAAACGGUAAAUGUGUAUUUUACGGGCAGUGACAAAAAACCCCAUAAAAUAAAUAAGAAUCAAUCAUUGGCUGAAGUUCUCCAGCAUGAAUUGUUCAUUGUCAACGAAGCCGAAAUCUUUUUAUAUAUUUUACUAGCUAAUAGUAAAGCUGAGGAACAUUUUUUAAAGAUCAAUAGUUAAACUAGCGAUCUGUGUAAACUUAUAACAUACUGUAGGGGUAUGUUGAAAAUGUUAGUCAAAGCAUUACAAAGUUUUUAUUACUUUGACAAUUAUUGUGCUCA
This is a messenger RNA of Copidosoma floridanum, 1849 nucleotides long. It is a transcript of the gene Dpit47, whose product is annotated as DNA polymerase interacting tpr containing protein of 47kD. Gene Ontology annotation, cellular component: cytosol; nucleus. Gene Ontology annotation, biological process: protein folding. The record is from RefSeq and is a predicted model, not a curated record. Gene Ontology annotation, molecular function: Hsp90 protein binding; Hsp70 protein binding. NCBI's taxonomy places the organism in Eukaryota, Metazoa, Arthropoda, Insecta, Hymenoptera, Encyrtidae.